GAGGAGGCGGGGGGGGGGGGAAGGCGGACAGCCGCUGGCCGCGUUGCCAUGGCGACGGGGGGCGCUGGCGCAGGUGCGCGUGCGCCGGCAGGGCCGCCAUUUUGGCGGUUAUCAGGGUGUUCCCUCAGCGGGUUCCCUCAGGGCGUCCGCCUGACACUGCGCGUCCCGAAACCUGUCGGUGUGGUGUGACGAGUGCUGAGGGCGGGGGUUAGCUCCUCCCCAGGGCUGCGGCCGGCUGCGUGCCCGUGCCUACCGCCCCGAAGCGAAGGUUUGUUUCCUGCUGUCGCCUGCAUCUUUCUCGGUUCCUCCCUCCUUGCCCUCGCACCCAGACAGCGAGGCUCCCCCAGAUGGAUGUGGCGGGAAAUGUCAGUUCUAGUGACUUGGAGAAGCUCAGGAUUUCACGUCUCAAUUGCCCCAAGCUCUCCAGAAAGUGCCUGAUGUGUUAUAGCUGUCUAAUAAGUCUGCACUUUGUUUUAAACAUAGAGUACUGCUUGCUCCCAGAGAAGAUGCUGGGUUGGAUGGCUGAUAAGUCAGAUCCAGUAUAACAUCCUUAACCCUGGGAGACUGACCUUCUCUCAAGUUGGCAGCGGGAGCCACAGUUGUUUUUAUCCCCAUGGGACUCCCCUUGCCCUUAGCAACCUCUGCUCACUGUCAGAGCGUAGUACUCCAUCCAGCCUUGGGGAUUUCCCUCCACUUUACCUAAAUCAGAUUCGGGGGUUGUCUGGCAUGAACAAAGCUUCCACUGUAUGGAUAUGGCACGUGAAGUAUUUGCAGAGGCACUUUGCAAGUUGUAAACUUCCCAGGGCACGAGAUGAGUUUCAUUUUGUGUUCAGAGGGGCGUUGUUGGUCCAUGCCAAUGCAAAUAACGGUGACGAUGUAAUCAUACAAACAGUCAUUUCAGUACGGAACAACAUACAGUCGCAAACCUCUUAACCUUUCUUGCCAAACAGAAAUUAUUUACUCUCAUGUUUGAUUACCCAGGAAAAAAUGCAAUUGUAGCAUAAAAUUUAAAAAGCAAAGGUUUUCUGUGGGGAUUGAUCAUCUAACUUGUUAGUACAGCAGUAGUCCCAACCGUGUUGUCUCAACUCCUCAUGUACAUCAAGGAACACACGAGGAAAGAGUCUGCUUUAUAAACACUGAGAGGUCAAAAUCUAAGAGUGUGCCUACUCUCAAAUAUUUUUAUACAAAUCCAGUGGGGAAAAAAGCAAACAUGAAUAAUUUUAUCUAUCAUUUGAGCAGCAAGGAGGGGAAUGUGAGAGAAAUAGGGAAGAGGAGUAAAAAACAGCUGAGAGCAGAAAUGUCAGCCUUGCCUUCGCUGCGUUUCUUCCCUCUCCAUGCAGGCAGUGUCAAUAUGCCUUUCUGAGAACACAGUUACGAGUCAGUCUGGCUAAGAAUUCUGAAAAAUGCUUCAUAAAUGAGGGGCUAACCUGCCCCUUGUGUGGCCCCAAUUAUGGGUGUAUAUGGUGAGCAGGGCAGAAAGCUCUCAGCCCUCUGAACUCAGGUGGGAAGGAAUGACUCCAGAAAUGCAGAUUUUAUUUUUCACUGCUGACAGUGGAAACCCUGGGAGUGCUGAGAAUUAUGCUGACCUUGAAUGCACCUGCUUUGUUCUUGUUUUGUACUGAUGUUAUCCCUUGUGUUCUUUCGUGAGGUGUACUUAAGCUCAUCUUUCAUUUGAUUGAAGGGAAGCUGUUUGAAUGGCCUCAGAAGAGCAAAGUGAGAGUACAGAGCAUCCAUCUGAGCCUCCUGCAGCUCCUGUUCAGAGUAACAGAACAUUUCAAUGGGGAGCAAUACUUGCUGCAGUGAAAGAUCAGCUCCCAUCUCUGGACUCUGACACCUCCACAUCUGACUGUGAGAGUGAUGGGGAGCUUUUCAUCUUCCAGCGGGAACAGCCAAAUUUAAUUCCUGACCUGUCAGAAGAACUGAUGGAGUUUUCCCUGGAAGACUCAAGCGUGCAGGAAACCCAGGAAACAGAAAGACACCCAUUGGAAGUCUGGAAUGGAGAUCUGGAAAGUUUUGGCUUUCAGAAAAAAAUGGAUGGUGCCCAAACCAUCGCAAAAGAAGAUGUACAAAUGAUUAAAGAUGAGACUUCCAAUCUUGCCAGCCAUACUGAAGAAAUUCCAAGCCAAAAGGGAGCUGUUCUUGAAGAGUCUCUUGCAGAUUCCACAGAUCACCUUGAAGAAAAAGGACUGGGCAGGAGACAGGCCAGGGAAAGAAGGAACUCUUGGCUUAAUAUAGCAUUGUCUGUGGAAGAGCUGGACAGUAAAAGAGAGAGAAGAAAGCUGAUAGAGACAAAGAUACUCUCCAAAAUAAUUCUGGAGCCAUCACCAGGCCACCCAGAGCUAGAUGUCAAGCCUCCCUCACAUGGCGUUAGCAACAGCCUAGAAAGAAUUGCUGAGGAAGAAGCCUCCUCUGAUGAUCAUCUUCAAAAACUGACCCAUUUGUCAUUGCAGAAUAUUGAAAAAAGGGAUCUAGACAAGAUUCCCGAGGAGCUGGAGAAGCAGAAAGAUAACACUCAUGCAGAAGUUGCUUUCUCCUCAGUAGAUCAUGAGACCUUCAGGAGUAGGUCUGAAAAUCAGCUCAUGGAAAAGCUAGAAGAGCUGUGUGCCAGGCAGUCCAGGACAGUGUCUCCACACUGGAGGUGGCCAUCAGCCAAGCUCUCCUCCUUUCAAGAACAGCAAGAGAAUAAGGAUGUUGCCUUGCUAUCAUCUUCACGAAGUUCUCUAAGCACAGACAUGAUGAAGUUACGGUGCCUGCCAGAGCCUGUAACCGUGUACAUAGAUUUAAGAGACGCUAAACCGCAGAAGUCAGUAACAUUCCCUGAUGAGAGACAAAGUGCCAGUGACAGCUCCACUGAAGAAGAAGAGACUAUGACAGUUAAGGAUGAAGCAGAAAGGAGAAUGAGGGAUUUCUCAGGGAAAAGCCUGCUACUGCAACAACUCCAUACAGCCCGUAAAGAAGCCUCAGAGCUUCUUCAUAAAACAUCUACCCUGGCUGAAAAACUUGAAGGCAUAAAACAGGAUCCAGAAAGUCUGGAAGAGAUAGGUUCCUCUAAAACAAGUCAAAACCAAUAUUGUAAAGUGAGGCAAGAGACAAAUAAGGUGAUUCCCAGGAAACCGAUGAGAUUGAAAUCAGAGAAAAGAAAUACCCCCUUGUCAAGCCAUGGGGGCAAUGGAGCUGACAUAGAAAAAGAAAACAAAAUGGAAGCUGAGAAGGUUCAAAAUUCAGGAAAUGCUCCAGCGUCUCCUCUAACUACAACAGAAUCGCCAAGGGCAGAAGAAAGUAAAAGAGAGCUAUCCCAAAAGGAAGAACAGAUGAAAGAGAGACACAGGAGACACAGAUUCCAAGAGCAGCUGGAGAGAUUGCAGCCUCAGCAGUCAGUUACUGGAAAGCAGCCCAUGGCAGAGAAAACCCCCGUUUUGUUCCACAUGGAAGCCUCUUAUUUGCCAGAUAUUGACACAUUGCCUAGACCACACAGUAUGAAAAAUGAAGUGCUGCUUAUGACCAUUUGGCUGUCAAGUUGUGGCCAAGUAGCUACAGAUCAGUGCAGUGGGCAGCUGCCUAACAUGGUGCUGAGAGCAGCCGACAUCUACCAGGCCCUUGUGGUGUGGCUUCUCUCUCUGGUGCCUCCUGUGAAAAUGAAAGACGGACCCAAAGCUCCGUUUCAGGUGGUAGGGCUGCAGCAGGUCUGGCGAGAGGAUGGCUUGGCCCUAUAUGCUUGUCUAAUGCCAGCAGAUGAGUGUUCAGCCCACAACAGCACUAAGAUCCAGAAGAUAAAAACUGAAGAAGAUCUACAAGGAACAUCCAUUUUUUACCAGAAGAUUUCUGCAUUUCUAGCCUGUACGCAGCUUCCAGAUGUUAUCUGGUGGAGGGCAGAACUGGCCAAUCACUUCCAAAACCAACUGUGUCCACUUCUUCCUGAAAUUCCCUCUGUCCUGCUCAGUUACAUCACUGCUGUUAAUCCUGAUCCUCAGGCAGUGGAGAAGGUGUUUGCGGUGCCAAAUGGAUUUUACUGGCAGACGGUUGAAACUGAUGAAAAAUACUUCCCUAAUAGCAGCGACAUCGAGGCUUGCAGAGAUAUAGACACUGAGGUUGCCAUGGUAUUGCUGUUUGAAACUCUCUUCCGAAGUCCCCUAGCUACCCAUCACAUGUUGCAGCUGGUACUCGGUUCUGGUCUGGAUAUCUGUGGACUCCGCCUGCUCUGUCCUCAGCAGGAUGUGCUGCUCUUUAGCUCAGAAAAGCUGCCUUCUUCCUAUACUUCAAAGACUGGCAAGGUGCCACCAGUGCUGGCAUUAGGUGUGAGAGGACCUAAAGCACGUAGCACCUUGCAGAAUAUCAUUGGGCCAUCUGACCCGCAGCUGGCAAGCAUGACGGACUGCAGUUCCAUCAAUGCCAUCUACUGCAGGAGCCAAGCGGAGCCUCUCGUCUACCUGCCCCACCUGGACAGCCGUGUGCACAGGGAUCUGUGUCUCUGGUUUGGAGGGAGGGAUGCUGAUGCAGCACUGCAUGCUGGUGUUCUGGAUCUGGCUUCCCAAUGCAACACAGCAAGCUCUCAGAGUCCUUCAUCAGCUAGGGCAGAAGCAGAUGAAGAAAAGGUUGAUCUCCAGGGCAUGGUGCUGUCUCGACCUCCAGCGAUGCUUGUCUCAACUACCAAAGGGGACAUCAUUUUGAUGGUGUCACCUGUGGUAUCUCCUCGUGCAUAUGGUAAUGUGAUUUCGGUCUGUACUCAUCGGGGGUUUGUCCUGCAAGGAGUCAGACAGCUGCAGCUUUCACCCAAGCAAGCCAUUGUGCUGAGCAUGACAACAAGUCAGAUUGCUGUAUUUUGCCCUAGCAAGAUUUCAAGUUCACCUGAUAGUUCUGCAAGAGGAGACCUUUCCGCUGAACCGCGCAUGCACUGUCUCAUUUUGUUGCUGAGGAAAGAGAAUGCUAGUCAUCACAUUCCUGCAUUGGUAAAAGGACUGAUGAAUGGACUGGCAAAGCAAGGCCUCCUUGGCAACGGGAAGAACAACCUGCCUGCCGCUGCUGGGCUGGACGACUCUAUGUGUUUUCAUGUAGUUCCUUACACCGAGACCUUGCUGCAGACACUGGGAGGAAACCUCAGUGCAGUGCCAGACCCCCGUAACAUUACUCUGGAUCUUUUCUGCAAUCGAACAUAUGCUUCUGAUCCUGAAAUGGAGCAAGUUGUCAUGCUGACGGUGGUUGGAAUGGGUGCUAUGAAGAGUGCCGGAGAGCUCCUUCACCGGAUCCUUCUUCCUGGGUGCAAUAAUCAAUCUCAGAGUGCAGAAGACCUUGAUUUGGGAUUUGAGCUCCUAAGUCUCAAGUGGUUGCCCCAUCUCACUCGAUGUCAGGCCAGAGAAAUAACCCCUUUUGAGGUUGGAGAUGCUUCCUGGCGAAGAAGCCUUGAUAUACUAAUGUCAAACCCAGUCCUUGUGUGUGCAUUACGGCGGAUCGAUGCCUUCAAAGUUCUUGCAGAUGCAUUGAAAAGAUUAACACAAUGCAGGGAGAAGCUAAGCAAAAGUGACAGUCUUCUAGAGACAGUAAUGGCCUUGACCCCAGAAGUGACAUUCAGACAAGCCAUCCUCUUCUUCACAGAGAUGGAUUUUGUAACUGAUGCAGAACACCGCCUUGCUAUGAAAUACCUGCCACCACCUGGCAAGAGAUCCAGGGCUGAAGGUAAGACCAGAAUGGGAGAGAGCCAGAGAUGCCAUGCAGAAUCACUGUUUACCUACUUGCAAACAGGAGCCCAGAUUCUUUGCACAGUGCUGCUGAUCAAACCUGGUGCCUGGAGCCAUAGUCUUGCAAGGAUCCUCCGAAAACUAGACCUAGAAAAAUUCAGUGUGGUUGGGAUGAAACACAUAAACCUGGAACCAGACAUUGCCUUAAGACUCCUUUCUUCUGAAGUGAAACAGGAUCCCGCUGUUUUAGAAGCUCAUUGUACCUACCUUACCUCAGGCACUGCUCUUGUGCUGUGUCUUCAGAGGCCAAAUGCUGUGAAGAAGCUGAUAGAUUUACUGGGGCCAGAGGAUCCUAAGCUAGCCCAGGCACUAGAUCCGUUCCUCUGGAGGGCUCAGUAUGGCAUCAGCACAGUCCAAAAUGGAUUUUACGGCUCCAAAUCCUAUCAAAUAGCUGUCCGGGAUAUGAAGCUGUUUUUCCCAGAAGGACUGUGCUGCGCCGAGUGUCAGACAUUAGAGGAAGAAGAGAUCUAUAACCUGAAACGUGACCCCAUAGUCAGUUUGGAAAUCAACAAGCAGCGCAGGAUCAUAAAAUGUGAAACAGGAGGGCAACUCAAUUUAUUGGGCUCUGAACAACCAUGCAAUCUUGAUCGGCCAUUGCUUGAUAACCUCUGCCAAACCACUUGCCUCGUAUUGCCUGGGAUAAUCCUUCGGGGUUCAGAGCACCCACCUUAUGUCGAACUGCUUGAUCAGCUUAUUGGCAAAGAUUUCACAGUGACUGGAGUACGCCUCACUGUCCUGGAUGCACCACAAGCUCACUGCAUCUCUGAGACACUAAGCAGGGCAAAGAGCAGUGUUGCAGCAAAGUCCCUCUUAAUGGAUGGUUUGUGUCUGGUGCUAGCAGCACAGCGAGACAAUGCGGUCAUUUGCUUCGACUCCCUGCUGGACAGUGUCUGUUGGCAGAAGCAGUCAGUCCUGGACACUGCGCAGCAUCUCCUUUACCCCCAAAAUGAGAAUCAGGCUGAAGAGCUGCUCUGUUGCCUUUUUGACUCCCUGACAUCUGAGAGCAUCCACCGAAUUGAAUCCCAGGAUUGCUAGCCAAGAUGGUCAAGGACCCCAAGCAGCCCGUGGGCAGAUGCCACUGCGGGUACUAUGCAGAUGGACACACAGGGAACUCCCAGCCUCUAAGACCACUAAUACUUGUUUGUCAUUAAAACAUAAAGUCUGAAGUAUGGUAUUAGCAUCAGUAAGAUAAAUGAGAGCAGUGGGAGGAAGGAUUAGUGCCCAAGAACAAAUCCUUCCGAACCGUAGCUGUGGUUUCUAGUGGAAUGCAUUCAGAGACAAUCUGCCUGUGUUCAUGGAGCAAGGUUUGAAGCAUUCCUCUGACUGGGAAAAACUCAGGAAGUAAAGUUAAUACAGGGGUAGGUGUUCACUGCUGUCUUUCUCUCAGGUGCUUGGAGACUCCAUCUUCCCCAGGCCUCAAAGACAUUAUGGAGAGACUCCAUUUUCUGCUGCUACUGUGUUCUUUGAACCGAAGACAAAACCACAGUAAAUAAAAUGGAAAUAGUGUGAAGGAA
Molecule: messenger RNA, 7246 nt
Organism: Aquila chrysaetos chrysaetos
Lineage: Eukaryota; Metazoa; Chordata; Aves; Accipitriformes; Accipitridae
Gene: DNAAF8
Product: dynein axonemal assembly factor 8
Exons: 31
Coding region: 1695-6767 (1690 amino acids)
Cellular component (GO): dynein axonemal particle
Molecular function (GO): dynein complex binding
Source: RefSeq, a predicted model, not a curated record